AUGUGCCCAAAGAUAUCCGCAGUCAUUUUGGCUCAAGUCAUUCUGACUCGAGGCUCGAGACUCACGUUCCCACCCGACAGGCGCCCGCUGCAGCUCGAUCGUUCGCCCGCCAUGCGCGCGGACAGGAGCGAGUUCCUGCCGCUCCGGCUCCCCCUCGAGAGCGACUGCGAGCCAGGGGUGAUCGCCCCCGCGCGGGCGCCGGUCGCGCCGCGCGAGCAGCGCGCUCUGGCCGGGGCGGCGGCGCUGUCGGCGGCCGCGGCGGCGCUGGCUUUGCUGGCUGUGGCUUGGCGCGCGGGGCCCUCCACGGGGGCCGCGACUCUUGCUUCUCCCGAGGCUAUAAUUGUCGAGGCUGCCAGCAAUGUGAGUGGCGGGGAUCCCAGCGAGACCGAUCCGUGCUCGCAGACGGGGGCGUCUUGCGAA
Prorocentrum cordatum is the source of this 420-nucleotide messenger RNA. NCBI's taxonomy places the organism in Eukaryota, Dinophyceae, Prorocentrales, Prorocentraceae. The record is from the annotation of a GenBank genome assembly.